UACCGAUCUGUUUACCACAGUAAAGAGCCACAUAGCUUUACGCAUUGCUUACUGGAACUGAAGUACAUAUUCUUCUUGACAUGGCAUAUAACCAAAUGCAUCAGCUUUUAUAUAUUAAUCACAUUUUGGGUAAGAACUAGAAACUACCAGUAUGAUUCUGCAACAUAUGGAUAACACCACAGUAUUGGAUGGUAAUAACACGGCUCCUCAGAACAAUGGCACCAUCAAUAUAGACCACAUCGAAGAGAUCAUCAGAUGGAUCACAUUUGCUGUUGGGCUUCCUGGCAUCGGCUUUUCUAUCUACCUCAUGGGCAUGCAAGCAAAAACUGGCAAGGCUGCUCCCGUCUACCUAAUAAGCCUUCUCGCAUCAGAUAUCUUCAACAUACUCGGCCGGCCAAAGGCAUCUGCGGGAGACGCUCAGAAAACCAGUGUGAUGAGUACAGACAUAUCCUCCCUGAUAUUCUACUUUGGGAUCAUAUCCAACAUCGUGUUCAUGGUCUGUGUUGCUCAGGACCGAUAUCUGUUGGUAACCUGUCCACAAUAUAAUGCCUUCUGCGUGAAACUCAAGCAGUCGAGCAUGAUUUCAUUGGCCGUGUGGGCAGCUCCAUUUGCAAUACUUUUCCUGGCUUACCAAGGAUAUGUCGUCUUAUUCUCCAUAGCUCUUCUUCUCCCACUACCAUUCCUGGGGUUUUUCUUUUUGGAUUCCUUUAGAGCCUUGUGGUGUGCAAGACGGCAAGCACCUGUGACUAACAGAAACAAGAUUCUGGGUAUGCAGGCGGUCAUCUUGUGUAAUUACAGUAUGCUUUACCUUCCCUUUAUCCUAAAUACUCUGCUCAAAGCAUUGGCUUUAAGCUCCUAUGUAUACUACUUGGGACUUGUAUCUGAUCUUCUUCUCUAUCUUGGCCCACUGGUGGACCCCUUCCUCUCAAUCUUCCUUACAAAUGGAAUGGGUGACAUUUUGAAGGCCUUUCCCUGCUGUGCAAGGACAAACACACAGGAGGAAACUGACUCUGUGAAUACAGACACUGUGGAAACAGUAUCUGGGAUCUUAACUCAGCUCUGAGAAAAUUCAAAUUUAACUAAUAAGAGUUAAUUUUGAUUGUUAGCAUUUUACAGCUUUGUAAUAGUUCACCCAAAAAUGUCUUAAUUUACUCAUCUCUCACCAAACAUGUAUAAUUUUCUCUCUUUUUUUGUGGAAAACAAAAUACAUUUUGAGAAGAUUUUGUUUGUUUGUUGUUUUGUUUUAGGGUGCUUUCACACUUGUUCGCUUGCCUGGUCCGAACCUGAGUUCGAUUGUUCCCCCUCCCACUGGUCAGUGUUGCCAACUUAGCAAUUUUGUUGCUAAAUUUAGCAACUUUUCAGACUACCCUAGCAACUUUUUCUUCCAAAAGCACCUAGCAACAAAUUUAGCUAUUUUUUUAUAUUUAUUUGGCAACUUUUAGCAACUUUUGAUAAGUGACUCAAACAAUAAAAAGGCAUGCAUUUUCCAUCUAAAUUACAUAAAGAGGAAAUUAAAGAUGCUUAGCAGUACACACAUCUUUUAACAU
Messenger RNA from Onychostoma macrolepis, 1547 nucleotides. RefSeq names its product ovarian cancer G-protein coupled receptor 1. Gene Ontology annotation, molecular function: G protein-coupled receptor activity. Gene Ontology annotation, biological process: phospholipase C-activating G protein-coupled receptor signaling pathway; positive regulation of Rho protein signal transduction. The transcript has a single exon. The record is from RefSeq and is a predicted model, not a curated record. Gene Ontology annotation, cellular component: membrane. Lineage: Eukaryota; Metazoa; Chordata; Actinopteri; Cypriniformes; Cyprinidae. The coding region runs from base 152 to 1063 and encodes 303 amino acids.